Messenger RNA from Thamnophis elegans (Western terrestrial garter snake), 1039 nucleotides. RefSeq names its product artemin (gene ARTN). Gene Ontology annotation, molecular function: growth factor activity; glial cell-derived neurotrophic factor receptor binding; receptor tyrosine kinase binding. NCBI's taxonomy places the organism in Eukaryota, Metazoa, Chordata, Lepidosauria, Squamata, Natricidae. The transcript is spliced from 6 exons. The record is from RefSeq and is a predicted model, not a curated record. Bases 1 to 900 code for a protein of 299 amino acids.
AUGGCCAAAAUAACGCGCCGGGCAUCUCCUGGCCAUGCUGGCGACGUGAAGGUCGGAUAUUUAGUGGAACGAUCCCAUGGCCUCCGGGGCCGGCUGAACGCAGGAGCUGCCGUGGAGCUGCCGUCGCCGGGAGGGAGCGAAUUCGAUGCUCUGGAAGGGCCGGUACCCAGAAGGAGGCGCUUCACGGCCCGGAUUCUCGGAGCAUGGUCCCCGGAGAGCCGCGCGCAGCAGAAGGCGCCCGAUCUGUCGAGACGGAGCGCACGGAUGGAGUGGAGAGUUGAUCGGUCAAGGCACAGAUUAGACAGAACUCCCUCUUCCCGCAGGAGUUUGCCUGUCCAACAAGCACGAUUCAGGGAGCCGGGUUUGUGGAGUACCUUAACUAUACUAUCACUGUUUGCUGGGACACUCAUCGCAACUUCGGGAUGUCUGGUCAGCUCUGCCUCUACGCAACAAAGCCGCAUUGAACCACAAUCUCUGGCUGCAUGGAACCAGCAGAGUGUGAAAAACAUAAGCAUUCGAGACUUGAGCACAUCAGGAUUUCUCAGGUUUGAGCGUUCCCGACCACGCUCAAGAUUUGCCAGGAGAAACUCCAGAAUGCCUGCAAAUGGUCGUUGUCGCUUACAUAGCCUCGCAAUCAAAGUGCAGGAUCUGGGGCUUGGCUAUGAAACGAAGGAGUUUGUUUUGUUCAAUUAUUGCAGUGGGACAUGUGACCGCACUAACUAUGAUGAAGUCAUGAAUUAUAUCAUGCGGCAAGGUGUUAUUGGGGCCAAGUAUAAGAAUUCUGUUUCUCAAGUUUGCUGCCGACCUAUCAAGUAUGAGAACUUCUCUUUCCUGGAUGUGUACAAUGUCUGGCAAACUGUGCAUAAAGGUUCAGCAGUUGAAUGUGAUUGUGUGGGCUAAAUAUGUUAUCUGUUCAGAGCUCCCGGGGUUUAUGAAUUGACAUAUCCUUGUUCAUGCUACAGAGAGAUCAUAAAAGAUAGAUAUAAGAGAUCAUAGACAGCCAAUUUGGCUUAGUGGUUAAGGCAUCAGGCUAGAAAGU